This is a messenger RNA of Jatropha curcas, 2519 nucleotides long. RefSeq names its product putative methyltransferase PMT2. Lineage: Eukaryota; Viridiplantae; Streptophyta; Magnoliopsida; Malpighiales; Euphorbiaceae. Gene Ontology annotation, cellular component: cytoplasm; endosome; trans-Golgi network. The record is from RefSeq and is a predicted model, not a curated record. Gene Ontology annotation, molecular function: methyltransferase activity.
GGCGGGUUCCGAUUGGAUACGACAUAAUCUAACAAAACUGUAAGUCAGACUCUGAAGAAAGAAGAAAAGAUUGUAUUCGGUAUUCCUAUAUGAUUCUACAAAUUCCAAUCUAACAAUUAUAAUUAAACUCUCCCCCAUUCUGCAAUUCCAAUGACUAUUUUCAUCUGAUUGCCCCUCGUGCGCGACGUCCUUCCUUGAUUUCUUUGCCUUUUUCAUGUAUAAUAAAGGAGGUGAGGCAACGGAAAAAGCACUAGAAAGCACAUUUAGAGUGCAGGAUGGCCACAAAAGGGAACUCAGGAGACCAUAAAACAAGGAGCUCUGUAUCAAUUUUUAUUGUGGUUGGUUUAUGCGGUUUCUUCUAUAUAUUGGGUGCGUGGCAGCGAAGUGGCUUUGGAAAGGGUGAUAGCAUAGCAUGGGUGAUCACCAAACAGACACACUGUAGCAUCCUCAACAAUUUGAAUUAUCAGACAAGUGGUGAUGCAGGAAUAGUUGAUAGUUCCGGAGAAGAAGUACAGGAGAUUAAGCCAUGUGAUGACAAGUAUAUUGACUACACGCCUUGCCAAGAUCAAAUGAGAGCAAUGACAUUUCCUCGAGAAAAUAUGAAUUAUCGGGAACGGCAUUGUCCGCCUGAAGAGGAGAAGCUGCACUGCCUUGUUCCAGCGCCCAAAGGAUACGCAAACCCGUUUCCAUGGCCAAAGAGCCGUGAUUAUGUACCCUAUGCAAAUGCACCUUACAAGAGCUUGACAGUUGAGAAGGCUGUUCAGAAUUGGAUACAAUAUGUGGGUAAUGUGUUUAGAUUUCCUGGUGGAGGAACACAGUUUCCUCACGGGGCAGAUGCAUAUAUCAAUGAACUUGCAGCUGUGAUCCCCAUGGACAAUGGGUUGGUUAGAACUGCUCUAGAUACUGGAUGUGGGGUUGCAAGUUGGGGUGCAUAUCUUUUCAAGAAGAAUGUUAUAGCCAUGUCAUUUGCUCCAAGAGACUCUCACGAAGCACAAGUUCAAUUUGCACUGGAAAGAGGUGUUCCAGCUGUUAUUGGUGUUCUUGGAACUAUCAAGCUGCCAUAUCCUUCUAGAGCCUUUGACAUGGUUCACUGUUCUCGUUGCCUUAUUCCAUGGGGUUCUAACGAUGGAAUGUAUAUGAUGGAAGUUGAUCGUGUUCUUAGACCUUGUGGUUAUUGGGUGCUUUCUGGUCCUCCAAUCAAUUGGAGGAACAAUUACCAAGCAUGGCAGCGUCCUAAAGAGGAACUUGAGGAGGAACAGAGGAAGAUCGAAGAAACUGCUAAACUUCUUUGCUGGGAAAAGAAACAUGAGAUAGGUGAAAUAGCCAUCUGGCAGAAAAGGAUAAACUAUGAUUCUUGCCGUGACCUAAAUCCUCAGCCUACAAUGUGCCAACCUACAAACACAGAUGAUGUGUGGUAUGCCAUGUGGUACAAGAAAAUGGAGACAUGUGUAACUCCCUAUCUUGAGACCCAUGAGCCAAAUGAAGUUGCUGGUGCACCAUGGAGGCCAUUUCCAGAAAGACUUAAUGCUGUUCCUUUCAGAAUAUCCAGUGGCUCCAUUCCCGGAGUAUCUAUUGAGGCAUACCUGGAAGAUUUUCGUCUUUGCAAAAAGCAUGUCAAUGCCUAUAAGAGGAUAAACAAAAUCCUUGACUCAGGAAGGUACCGCAACAUCAUGGAUAUGAAUGCUGGUAUGGGAGGUUUUGCUGCUGCCCUUGAAUCUCCAAAAUUAUGGGUUAUGAAUGUUAUGCCUACAAUAGCUGAAAAAGACACUUUGGGUGUGAUAUACGAGCGUGGCUUGAUUGGCAUAUAUCAUGAUUGGUGCGAAGCCUUCUCCACUUACCCAAGGACGUACGACCUAAUUCAUGCAAAUGCCCUUUUCAGCUUAUAUAAAGAUAAGUGCAACAUGGAAGACAUUCUUCUGGAGAUGGAUCGCAUUUUAAGGCCAGAAGGAGCAGUCAUAUUCCGUGAUCAGGAGGAUAUAUUGAUCAAGGUGAAGAGAAUUGUUGGAGGAAUGAGAUGGAAUACAAAAAUGGUGGAUCAUGAGGAUGGUCCGCUUGUCCCAGAAAAGGUCAUGUUUGCUGUCAAACAGUACUGGGUUGCUGGAGAAUACAAUCGUACGACCUCACAAUAAAUCAGGACUGUGCUAAUUAAUGCUACUUUUUCUGACUCGGAAUCAACCAAUGAAUUUUGUCACACGUGGGGCCGCUCUGCGAUAAGCAAAGUCAUUGAAUAUAUGCUUCUAUAGUAUUUAUUUAUCGUUUAUUAGCUUCUGUUCUUCUGGGGUAAAUAUGGAAUACACAUAGGUCAUUCUUACUUGCAAAGCCUGGUGGUUACAGUCCUUUCAAUUCCAAAUUCAUUUGUCUUUUCUUCUUUCUUUUAUCUCAUAGCCAACACUUAGCUUUAGUUUCAGGCCUAGGUGGAGUUCAGUGUUGGCUUUUCUACAGUCUGUAAAAAAAUUUUGAAGUUUUCACUGAUGUCCAUUUUGCCUUAUAAAUCCAAUUUCAUGGCAUUCUUUUUUAUC